GUGCCCCAAACUCGUCCACCGCAGCUCUGCGUCCCUGGGCCACAGCCGAUCAAACACCAUGCGAAGACACCGCGCACCACAGAGGAGUGUCAGGCGACGACAUAGGGUCGCCGGCGACACCUCGAAACGGGACACCGUACGUACAUCGCUCAUCCCCCGACAAUGGACGCGCUUGGCGGCCCGACGCUGCCGAGCGCAGUUGGAGCCUUCCACCUGUGGAGGCUCCGCAGGUCGCCCUGGCGAGCAGGUGAUCAAGACUUCUGGAUCCAGGGUAAUGUCAAGUUCCCGGGUUCUUCCCAUUCCGCUGCGCGCUAUGCACCGGCCGCAUCAGGCCAUCCAACCCCGUAUAUAACAGCGCCAUUUCGGAAGCGGCCCUGCGCGUUCUGCUCGCCGCUCGUCCCGCAACUUGCACAUUUGCCCGCCAUGUUCAAGUUCAACACCUUCUCCGAGACAAAGGGCCGGAAAUUGUACUAUACGAUCAACCUGGUGGCAGGCCUCGCCAUCUUCUUUUUCGGGUAUGACCAAGGAAUGAUGUCCGGUGUGAAUACAUCGCCCGACUAUGUGCGCACGAUGAAGCUUGGGUACUCGACAUACGAAGGUCCUUCAGAGGGAUAUGUCGCUACAAUCACAGAACCAACGCGAGAAGGUGGUAUUGUUAGCAUCUACUACUUGGGCACCCUCAUCGGAGCCCUCAUGGGCGGUGUCCUCGGUGACCGGAUCGGACGUAUCAAGACCAUGCUUGUGGGAAGUCUGUGGGUUCUCAUCGGCGCUACGCUGCAAUGCUCCGCGCAGAACAUCUCAUGGAUGUUGUGCGCUCGUGUGAUCAACGGCAUCGGCACAGGGUACCUGAAUGCGAUCGUACCGGUCUGGAGCGCGGAGGUCGCCUCACAUACGUCUCGAGGCGCCUUCAUCGCGAGCGAAUUCACGCUGAACAUCUUCGGAGUAGUCGUCGCCUACUGGCUCGAGUUCGGCCUGGGCUACGUCGGCGACGGCACUACGCAAGUUCGAUGGAGGUUCCCCAUUGCGUUCCAGAUCCUGCCCGUUCUGGCCUUCAUGGUGCUCGUGCCGUCCAUGCCGGAGAGUCCCCGCUGGCUGCUGAAGAUGGGGCGCACUGAAGAGGCCCGGGUCAUCCUCGCGCGGCUCCGCUCGGAGGACGGCAACCUCGAGAACGCGCGCGUGACCGCGGAGUACGAGGAGAUCCAGGUCGCGGUGCAGCUCGAGAAGGAGCACGCCGCCGGCAACACGUACUUCGCGAUGUUCUUCGGGCUGCACGACAGCGACCUGCACGUCGCGCGCCGCGUCCAGCUGUCGAUAUGGCUGCAGAUUGUGCAGGAGUGGGUCGGUAUUGCGGCGGUCACGGUCUACGCCUCAACCAUAUUCUCGCAAGCCGGCUACUCAGCUCGCAAAGCCCAGUGGUUGUCCGGUCUCAACGACGUCACGUACAUGCUGAGCACGCUCCUGGCCGUCGUGACGAUCGACCGACUCGGCCGCCGGGUCGGCCUCUGGUGGGGCGCGGUCGCGCAGGGCGUCUCGCUCUUCCUCGCGGGCGGCUUCAGCGCGCUGCUCAAGAGCAACCCGGACAGGGCCGCGCAGUACGGCGGCGCCGCGGCGUUCUUCGUGUUCACGUACACCGCGACGUUCGGCGCGACGUGGCUCACGAUCCCGUGGGUGUACCCGACGGAGACGUUCCCGCUGUACGUCCGUGCGAAGGGCAACGCGUGGGGCGUCGUCGGGUGGUCCAUCGGGAACGGAUGGCUCACGCUCCUCAACCCGGUCAUGUUCAACGCGAUCCAGGAGAAGACGCUCUACAUCUUCGGCGCGGUCAACUUCCUCGCGAUCCCGAUGGUCUGGGCGUUCUACCCCGAGACGGCGAACCGCACGCUCGAGGAGAUGGACCACCUGUUCAUGAGCAAGAGUCCGCUCGUGUGGCACGAGGAGGCGUACUUCCAGAAGUGGAAGGCGGGCGAGCUCGAGGACCGCGAGAAGACGCCGCCCGUGGCGCAGCCGGACCUGGACGACGUGAAGGUCGACGAGCAGAAGCAGGAGAAGGCAUGAGCCGCACGAGGGUGACGCCGCUUGAGUUACGACCGCUACGUUUGUUUGUACACCACGCAUCUACUGUUCGUCAGGUUAUUAGGGCACGACUAUAUUUCUGUUCUUGUCACCGUCAGCCUACGCCUGAGCUGGUCAACACACGUCCCGUGUACUUCUAGCAUUCGGCGCUCCCAAACUUGGUGAGAUGUUGGGUUGGAUAACGAUAACUUCAUAGCCAAGGAUACAUCGUGAUAGAUUACAGAAAGCGACAUACGUACAGCACGAUAGACAGUGUCUCUUGAUAUCACGUAGCAUUACAACGGUCUACAGUAAGUGAGCAGCGGGUAGCAUGUCAGCGAUCGUUUCUACCCAGAACAUAACGUAGAAGAUGCACGCACCUUAUACAAACACGCU
Fomitopsis serialis is the source of this 2448-nucleotide messenger RNA. Its product is annotated as general substrate transporter. Gene Ontology annotation, cellular component: membrane. Gene Ontology annotation, molecular function: carbohydrate:proton symporter activity. The record is from RefSeq and is a predicted model, not a curated record. Gene Ontology annotation, biological process: carbohydrate transport; transmembrane transport. NCBI's taxonomy places the organism in Eukaryota, Fungi, Basidiomycota, Agaricomycetes, Polyporales, Fomitopsidaceae. Bases 163 to 2055 code for a protein of 630 amino acids. The transcript is spliced from 12 exons.